AUGAAUUCAAGUUCAAGUUCAAGUUCUAGUGAUGAUGAUGACGGUGUUGACCUAUCACAGAUUUUGUUACUUCAUUUCCUCAAGCGCCAGUUUGAGGAUAGAGGGUCGAUUUCCCGGUCACGAAGAAAUAUGCAAUGUAGAACCUGUACCUUAACAGGCCGUGAUUGGGUGGCAGAUGUACUUCAAGGUCAUCCAGUUCGUUGUCAUGAAGCAUUUCGAAUGCCGGUUGAGGUAUUCCAUGCUUUAUGUGGAGUUUUACGGGAUGAUUACGGAUUGAUUGGGUCUGAUAAUGUUGGCAUUCUGGAGAUGGUAGCGAUGUUCGUAUCAAUCUUGGGUCAUGCUCAAGCAAAUAGGGAUAUACAAGAGAGGUUUCAACACUCGGGGGAGACAAUCAGUCGCCUUUUCCACAAGGUAUUGCUAGCAGUAUUGAAACUAUCUAAGGAUAUCAUUCAACCUAGGGGCAACUCAUUGCAUGAAAAGCCAAGGUAUAUAAGGGAGCAUUCCAAAAUUUCAUAUCGUAUAUGUUUCAAGGAUUGCAUUGGGGCACUGGAUGGGACUCAUAUUUCGACAAUGGUCGGACCAGAAAAUAGACAAAGAUAUAUUGGGAGAAAAGGAGUUGCCACCCAGAAUGUUUUAGCUGUGUGUGAUUUCGACAUGAUGUACACUUAUAUAUCGGCAGGAUGGGAGGGAUCGGCUCAUGAUAGUAGGGUACUGGAACAUUCUCUGCGUGUUGAGCGUAUGAAGUUCCCAAAACCGCCACGAGGAAAAUAUUACUUGGUUGAUGCCGGAUAUGCAAACAAGACAGGCUUCCUUGCACCAUACAAGGGCGAGAGGUAUCAUGUUCCUGUAUUUCAGAAUGGAGCACCCGCUUCAGGACCACGUGAAGUAUUCAAUAAGGCACAUGCUCGGCUAAGGAAUGUCAUCGAACGAACAUUCGGAGUGACAAAGAAGAAAUGGCGGAUCCUGAAUGCAAUGACUUCGUAUGACAUUAAGGUACAGGCGAUGAUUGUGAUAGCAUGCAUGGCAUUUCACAAUUUUAUACGCAUCCAUGCUGUCAAUGACGUUGAUUUCAAUGACAUUGGUUCUACGUCUACUGGGGGCGAUCAUUCGGUGUCGGAUCCUGUCCAUGAAGUUACGGAUAAUGGAGUUGAUGAAUAUUUGGUCAUUGAUGAUGCUAACAUGGCUCAGUUUCGUGAUAUGCUUGCCGAUCAACUAUCUAGCGCAAUAUGA
Molecule: messenger RNA, 1230 nt
Organism: Tripterygium wilfordii
Lineage: Eukaryota; Viridiplantae; Streptophyta; Magnoliopsida; Celastrales; Celastraceae
Product: protein ALP1-like
Exons: 2
Coding region: 1-1230 (409 amino acids)
Source: RefSeq, a predicted model, not a curated record